Mesorhabditis spiculigera is the source of this 1092-nucleotide messenger RNA. The record is from the annotation of a GenBank genome assembly. NCBI's taxonomy places the organism in Eukaryota, Metazoa, Nematoda, Chromadorea, Rhabditida, Rhabditidae.
AUGAGGGGCUAUUCAUUAUGCCUGCGGGCCGUCCUCAUCCUAUGCAUCGUCUACUUUUUGCUCGGAAUCUUUCGGAAUUGGUCAUCAACCGAGCUGCCAAAGGACAUCCCAGUUGAAGCGCCGCCAAUUUCUAAAGAAAAGCCUCCCAUUACCUCGCCUUCUGAUGCGAUCCCAGACAAAUGGCGGGAGUACUGCCAAUUUCUCGAGGAUCCGAUGCACGGAUGGGAAGCCCCUCGAAUCGAGGUGUCCGCGAUGACAACACCCUAUAAUCGGACGCUGCAAUCGUUGACCGGCGUGAUUUCUGGGUUUUUAUACCCUCAAAGAGCCGAGCUAAAACGGAUUUUCGUCAAUUUCUCGGGAAACCAUUUUCUAUGUGCUGACGAGGAGGCGUACUGUAGAUGCGCAAAAGCUGGCGAUUGGCGAAAACAGUAUGAGGAGGAAUACGCCCAAUUCUUCAAAUUGCGCUCCCCGGCAGGCCUUCAGCGGAAGUGCCAAAUUUUCAAAGAGCUACCGGCCACGAGCAGCUUUGUUGAUCCCUGGCAAUUUAUGGAUGCGAUGGUUGGGUUCUACAUCUGCCGGCGUGAGAAUUUGCCCUGUAACGCGAGAGGGGACUGUGUUUCGUAUGGACUGAUGGAUGAGAUCUAUGCCGAGACGACGAGAAGAGGCGAGCAAAUGUUCAUCGACGGGCCGAAUUACAUUGCGCAGAGGGUGCAGCUGGCUGAGGCGAAUAGUGUCAUCGGAAAAUGGCUCCACGUAAUCGAAGCCAUUCAAAAGGAUCCUGAGAUCAGCCAGAUUAAGCUCCUUUCCGCCCACGACUCAACGCUAGGCCCACUACUUCGAGUACUCCGCAUUUUGCCCCAAGAUCCGCCCAGAUACGCCAGUAGGGUAGUUUUGGAGGUCUACUCCGAUCCUAGCAAUGCCCUAUACUUCCGGCUGCUAUUUAAUGGGGAGGUAUUCACAGAAAAGCUCCUUUUUUGCCGAGAAGAUUCGAGCGAUGGGCUGUGUGCCGUCGAGGAGCUGGAGAAUUUCUACAAAGCCGGACUAUGGAAGCUCAGCAAAGAAUUUUCGAGCUUUCGGGUUCUAUGCGAGCCC